AUGGCAGAUGAGUUCAAAGUUGAACUAGUAUUGAAUAUUUUAAGUAUUUUUCUAUUAUUGAUUAGAUUUUCAACUUCUGGACAGUGCUCUGUCACCACUUUGACAAGUGUUAAGUUCAAUUUGGGUCAGACGUGGGGGUCUAUAUUUUCAACUUCUGGACAGUGCUCUGUCACCACUUUGACAAGUGUUAAGUUCAAUUUGGGUCAGACGUGGGGGUCUAUAUUUUCAACUUCUGGACAGUGCUCUGUCACCACUUUGACAAGUGUUGAGUCCAAUGCAGGUCAAAUGUGGGGGUCCAUUCACCCUCCCAAAGUGCUCUAUGUGUAUUUUGCAGCUUGUUUUGCUGGUGCCAGGGUCAAAUUGGGGGUAUAUGUGAGGGUUGUUGCUCAAGUACAUUUUUUGCAAUAUGGUAGAUGA
Messenger RNA from Melampsora larici-populina 98AG31, 417 nucleotides. RefSeq lists its product as uncharacterized. The record is from RefSeq and is a predicted model, not a curated record. NCBI's taxonomy places the organism in Eukaryota, Fungi, Basidiomycota, Pucciniomycetes, Pucciniales, Melampsoraceae. The transcript is spliced from 4 exons. The coding region runs from base 1 to 417 and encodes 138 amino acids.